Molecule: messenger RNA, 3279 nt
Organism: Suillus bovinus
Lineage: Eukaryota; Fungi; Basidiomycota; Agaricomycetes; Boletales; Suillaceae
Product: Dbl-like domain-containing protein
Exons: 5
Coding region: 1-3279 (1092 amino acids)
Biological process (GO): positive regulation of Rho protein signal transduction
Molecular function (GO): guanyl-nucleotide exchange factor activity
Source: RefSeq, a predicted model, not a curated record
AUGAAAGCAUUUCUGAACAGGUUCAACAGAGGCCUGUCAUCAAAGGACAGGGACAGAGACAAGGACAAGGACAAGGAAAAAGAGAAAGAAAAAGAUCGUGACAAUCUCUCUGUUUUGACCAAGGACCGCAGCGACAACUCCUCUACCAACUCCCACUCACCCCCCAACCGAGAAAAGCGUGAGCUAGUUCAACUUCCACCACUCCCAACCUGGCCUCCUACCAAUGAGAGGCUCUCUAUCGAGCCUGUCGGUAGACCAGCAAUCGACGCCAGUAGUAGACAUGUCGCUUCUCCCAGCUUGAUUCAAAUGCAACGCUCCAGUAGUGCAGGUACAGUCAAUACCAGUGCAGGAACUCCUACUUCAAUUUCAUCGCAUAAACCACUUCCCGACAUCUGUGCUCGCCCUUUACCUCCAAUCGAGGAGCCCCUUGACGACGACAGUGGCGUCGGCCUUACCAUUUCCCCGUCUACACACGACUCGGACCCUGCAAAUCGUCGCAAGGCAAAUGGUAGUACCACAUCAAACGACGUACAGAAAAAGGUAGCCUUCCUCUCACCCCCUCCGACACCCUCGCCUCUUAAUACCCAACUUCCGGAUACAUCGGUACCCAGCCCCUCUCAAAUCGUUCAGACGCCCUCGGGCGCCCCGCUCAAAACCACCGUGUCGCGUUUUCAGGCGACACAUGGCAAAGACACGCGUGGCUCAAUCUCCACAGCCGCCUCAACAUCACGCACUGACCUCGCUGCAAAGUCUACUACCACUACUGCCAUCUCUUCUCCAUCCACGUCUACCACUGUAGCCCCUACUUCAUCAACCAAUCCUGCAAAAGCCACGAGUACACGCACAGCAGUCUCCCCUUACCCAGGUUCAAUGCGCUCCACCACGCCCUAUUCUCAGAUGUCCAAUGCCAGCAGCCGCAUUCUCGCAGUCACCUCAUGGAGCGAGGCUGCAGAAGAAGACCUUGUCAGCAACCUUGGUCCCCGUGAACGCACUCGUCAAGAAGUCCUCUGGGAAAUCGUGGCUUCUGAAGAGCGAUACGUAAAUGACCUCACAAAAAUGAAAGAAUCCUUCAUAGAGCCCCUUCUCCACCCUUACGCCACGCCGCCUCCUGUCAGCCCUACACCGACUCCAUUCAACGAGUACGAUGACUAUGGCAGGGUUGAGUCACCACAGGAAUCGAUCGACGUCUUACCCAUCGCUGCUCGUUUCAUGAGCCCACUUGGCUUCCGUGCUGAUGGAGCCUCUAAGCCUGCGGAUGCAGCUCCAAAACCUGUAGAUGGUCGCAGCCUCGCUACCACGACACCUCAAAUUGAUGAUGAAAGUGAUGAGGAUGCUGGGGACGUAUUAGGCGAGGGGCUGCAAACUAAUCAUGCUAGUCCAAGCCAUACUCGCUCUCCAUAUCAUGGGGGAGGCAGUGGUGGUAGAGCAACGAAAUUACACGAUAUUGUCCCUUUCCCUUCCCGUUCGCACGCAUCCCUUCCCGCACCUCAGCGCAAGCUCGCUACGGCUUCCUCUCAAUCACUGGGAGACAAGGAUAAGGAGCGGGAGCGUAAAGACAGUGCCAAGACCACUCCUCCACAAGGCGCUCGGGUAUUGCGCAAGUUCAAGCGCUCGACCUCACAGGCCAGUAGUCCUCUCCAGAAUGCAGUCCCUCCGCACCUCCUGCCUGAGGAUCUACGCAUAUGCCUUGAAGUUAUUGAAAGCGGCGUGCUUGAUGGACAUGUUAAGCUCAGCGAAGGCCUGUUGAAGCGGUACGAGGAACAAUACCCUCUUGUCCGGUCCCUCGCGGAUGUAUUUGUCUCGAGUUCACAUAUCUUCCAAGGCUACGCAACAUACGUCUUACAUCUUGAACGUGCACUUGAGCAGGUGGAUAACGCUUUGAGUACCGCAAGCGCUGCCAAGAAGCCCAAGAACCAAGAUGCCGCUGAAUGGCUCAAAGUUUGCAAGUCCCUGCAGCGGCUGGAAGAGCUGGCGGCCGAUAAAGGUGAAACCGGGCUUGCUAUCACCCUCUCAAAGCCCUUCCAGCGCCUCCUCAAAUACCCUCUACUCUUCCAAAACCUACUCUUCCACACAGACCCGAGCACGUUUGAGUAUGAGAGUACUCUGCAGAUGGUCGCAGAAGUUGAGACGAUCGUACGCAGCAUCGAGGACGAGAAGAUCCAGAAAGAGGACCGUGACAAGACGCGCGAUGUGUUUGCCCGCAUCGAGGGGCUUGAUAAGGUGAAGCAGCUUGCGAUCCCGAAGCCAUCGAGGUUGCUGCUGGAGGAACGGCAGAUUUUUGGGUCGCUGCACGACUCAGGUCUGUCAAAAGGCUCAGGGUCAAGCCCCCCACCAGUCGUAAACGCCAAGGGCGUAAAGGGCAAGAAUUCAUUCCGCCGGCUGAGUGACGUGCUGGGCACGGGCUCAGGCAUGGGGGGGAAGAAGGACCUCUGGCUUGUGGUAUUUAAUGAUGUCGUCUUACGGUGCCAGCGCACGGGGACGACAUCGUUACCUUUGGUCUCAGGGACGAACUCGAGGGCGACUUCGUUACCAGAGAUGCAGGGAAAGUCAAAGUAUGCCUCGACAGGGCGGAGAAAUUCGCACACGAAGCCCAGGAACAUGUACAAGUUUCUCAAGAUCGAGACUUGGGCGAUUGGAGAUGUCGUCCAACCCAAGGAAGGGGUUGUCUCUAUGGAAGACGUCGUACGUUCCAAAGCAGAAGCACGGUCUGCUGCGCAGCCUAAGAUCGUCCCUCUCCCUGACGAUGAGGAAGAUGGCGAGGGAGAGUCAGACGACUCGGACAAGAAGAGCAAAAUGAGCUUCUCAUACUGGGGUGCAGACAGGAUCACCCUCCAGAAACCUGUUCUCAAGCCCAGGCAACAUGGCGGCGUUGGUUCAACACGUCGUGUAUCUCCAGGCGGCACGUCCUCCUAUAGCAGGGAGUCCUCUGCGAACGCUAAGUUUGGGACUCGUCUAGCUUCGGCCGAUCACCCCCCUCAUUCUACACGCCCCAUGAGCCGGCGAACUCAAACCACACCCAGCACGCGGACACGUGUGAACGCUUCAGAAGACAGCCAUUCUAUGAAGGCUACCGUCACGCGACCCGCUUGGGACAUGAGCACUCGCGGCAAUCCGCAUGCCCCUGGCAUGAAACGAUCACGCCAGACCUCACAAACGAGUGGAGCCGUCCGUGCAACCUCCACCACUACUAAACCGCAAGUCUCACCUGUUGGAUCUGAAGACUCGGGGGUGGGCUUGUACCGUCAAAUAGUGGCGCAAGAUCCAUCACUGGUCACGUAG